This is a messenger RNA of Spinacia oleracea (spinach), 1952 nucleotides long. Its product is annotated as MLO-like protein 1. Gene Ontology annotation, cellular component: membrane. The coding region runs from base 213 to 1709 and encodes 498 amino acids. Gene Ontology annotation, biological process: defense response. The record is from RefSeq and is a predicted model, not a curated record. Lineage: Eukaryota; Viridiplantae; Streptophyta; Magnoliopsida; Caryophyllales; Amaranthaceae. The transcript is spliced from 14 exons.
CUUGAAUAAUAUAAAUAACACACCAAAUGUGUUCUUUGCAAAAAGCUAAAGUCAAAAGACUCGUUCAUAUUACAAGCUUUUUGUAUACUAUGAUAUGAUUCAUAAUGUCAUAAUUAUACGUACAUUAUAUAUAUAAAUGAAACAUUGCUUUACUUGAUUACUUAAAUCCUUGAGCAUUUGUUUGUGAUUUCUAAACAGAGAAGAUAAGACAGAUGGCCGGGAGUGAAGGAGCAGAAGCAAACUUAGAGUCGACACCAACAUGGGUGGUGGCCAUAGUAUGCUUGGUUUUCGUCCUCGUUUCUUUAGCCGCCGAAAGGCUUAUUCACUACACUGGCAAGUACUUGAAGAAGACGAACAAGAAACCCUUGUAUCAAGCUCUCCAAAAAAUCAAAGAAGAGUUGAUGUUGGUGGGGUUCAUAUCUUUGUUACUGACGGUUUUCCAAGGAAGAAUAGGAAGAUUGUGCAUUACACAAAAAUUGGCCGAUAAAUGGCUUCCUUGUAAGAAAGUUCCACAAAUUGCCCCUCUUACUCAUGUAACUUGGCGUCAUCUUCUCUCUGAGGCUACUGACUCCACUUUUUGUCAACAAAAGGGGAAAGUUCCGGUGCUAUCUGUAACAGCGUUGCACCAUUUGCACAUCUUCAUCUUUGUAUUAGCUAUUGUCCAUGUCAUUAUGUGCGCCCUCACUAUUCUCUUUGGCGGCUUUAAGAUAAAGAGUCAAUGGCAAACGUGGGAGGAUUUAAUCCACAAAAAGGAGCUUGAUCCUGAACAUGGUAGAAAAGAUAGCAUCACAGUGGUAGAGCAACAUGGUUUUAUCAAGGGUCGUUCUUGGGCAGUCCAUUAUACUUUGCUAGGUUGGGUGCAAGCAUUUUUCAAACAAUAUUAUGGGUCAGUAACAGAAUCAGAUUAUAUCACUAUGCGAUUGGGCUUCAUUACGACACACUGCAAGGGUAAUCCCAAGUUUAAUUUUCACAAGUACAUGGUUCGUGCUUUUGAAGCUGACUUUAAGAAAGUUGUUGGAAUAAGCUGGUUUCUUUGGUUAUUCGUGGUGGUGUUUUUGUUUCUAAAUGUUAAUGGUUACCAUGUUUAUUUCUGGAUCGCUUUUGUCCCGUUAAUAUUGUUAGUUUGCGUGGGCACAAAAUUGGAGCACAUAAUAAUCCAACUAGCAAAGCAGGUGGCUCAAAGUCGAAGGCAUUCUGUAAUUGAUGGGAAUGUGGAAAUCCAUCCAUCAGACGAUCACUUCUGGUUUCACAAACCUCGUCUUCUUCUUUUCUUGAUUCAUAUCAUCCUCUUUCAGAACUCCUUUGAAGUCGCCUUUUUCUUCUGGAUUUGGGUUCAAUAUGGUUUCGACUCGUGCAUUAUGGGUUCGAUUGGAUAUACAAUACCACGACUCGUCAUAGCGGCAUUUGUGCAAUUUGUGUGCAGUUAUAGCACAUUACCACUCUAUGCUAUUGUUACCCAGAUGGGAAGUUCAUUCAACAAGGCAAUAUUUGAGGAUUACAUACAAGAAGGACUAAUACAUUGGGCACAGAAAGCCAAGAAAACAAGGACAUCUUUGCAUGGUGCUGGUUCAACAACUACAACUAAACCUACAAAAACAUCUCCAAAAAGAACUAUGUCUAUGCCUGCUAUUAGACUCUCUACUGCAACCAAUAACGAUCACGAUUCUGUUGCAAAGGAGAUACAACCACAAAACGACCAUAUUAUGUAACCAAUUAACCCCAUCAAUCAAUUCUAAUUGGACCUAGAAUUGGUUUUAAUAGUCGAGGUAGAGUUUAGUAGUCGACAAACCUUGUAACUUUGGAUUGAUCUUGGAUGUGUUCAUGUGUACUAUUGUUUUCCCUUCAGAAACUGUGAGAUAGAAAUAGGGGGAUCUACUUGUUUAAUUAUCUUUUUUUUUAAAAUUGCUGAAUUGGGUAAUUAUGUUAUCAACUACAACAAAAACUACAUUUAA